This is a messenger RNA of Mercenaria mercenaria, 3589 nucleotides long. RefSeq names its product heat shock 70 kDa protein 12B-like. The transcript is spliced from 4 exons. The record is from RefSeq and is a predicted model, not a curated record. Bases 15 to 1760 code for a protein of 581 amino acids. Gene Ontology annotation, molecular function: ATP-dependent protein folding chaperone; ATP binding. Lineage: Eukaryota; Metazoa; Mollusca; Bivalvia; Venerida; Veneridae.
CUAUACUUCAGCAUAUGAUUGUUGCGGCAAUAGAUUUUGGAACAACAUAUUCAGGCUGGGCCUUUUCAUUUCGAGCUGAUUAUGAAAGAGACCCUAGAAAAGCCGAAGUAAAACACUGGCAUUCCGGUAUUGGAACUCUAGUAACAGUCAAAACACCUACUUGGUUGCUGGUAAAACCAGAUGGAGUCACUUUUCAAGCGUUUGGCUAUGAGGCAGAAGAUCAAUACAUGGAAUUAGCUGAUAAUAAUGAGCACAGAGAUUACUACUAUUUUAGGAGGUUCAAAAUGUUACUUUUCGGCGCACUUGGGAAGCAUCUUACGAAUGGAAUCAUUGUCAUGGAUGAAAUGGGAAAGGAACUUUUGGCUGUAGAUGUGUUUGCAAUGUCUAUCAAAUUCAUGGUCGACGAUUUGAUGGCUGUUGUCAAUCAACGCCUGACUGGGAUAAUAAUGGAAACAGACAUCCAGUGGGUGCUCACAGUGCCAGCGAUAUGGUCCGAUCCUGCAAAACAGUUUAUGAGACAUGCUGCAAUAAAGGCUGGUAUAACUACAGAAAAACUGACAAUAGUCCUUGAACCUGAAGCUGCCUCGUUAUAUUGCCGACAUCUUCCUGUAGAUACAACCGUUAGUGAUGGUAGUUUGACGAUAUCUGAAUUUCCGACAGGAUCAAAGUACAUAGUUCUCGAUGCUGGAGGGGGAACGAUUGAUUUCACGGUCCACGAAGUUCAAAGUCAGUAUUCCUUAAGAGAAGUCAGAGCAGCAAAUGGAGGUGACUGGGGAGGAACCAUGGUAGAUAAAGCGUUUGAAAAUUUUCUCAUUGACCUAGCUGGUGAAACUGUGUUUAAUACUUUUAAACAUUCGGAAACGGUAGAUUGGCUUCAUCUUAGUCGAGAUUUUGAAUUAAAAAAACAAGCAGCUGGAACACAAUCGGAAGGAAAUGUAUUCAUGCAUUUUCCGGUGUCGCUUAUUGAUUUAUUUGAGACGGAACAAGAGAGAAAAAUAACUAUCAAAGAUGCAAUAGUAGCUUCAAAAUAUGGGAAAACAGUAGAGCUGAAAAGAGACAAGUUGAAAAUAUCACAUUCUACUGUAGAAAAGUUAUUUGAAGACUCAAUACAGCAAAUAGUUAAGCAUGUACAAAAAUUGAUGAAAGAUGAGAGAAUGGCAGACGUCAAAGCCAUACUCAUGGUGGGUGGAUACUCAGAGUCUCCUUUAUUGCAACGUGCAGUCAAAUCAGCACUUCCAGGAAUCAAUAUUGUGAUUCCACAAGAGGCGUCAUCUGCUGUGUUUAGGGGAGCCUUGAUUUUUGGCCACAAUCCUAUAACAAUAACCGAGAGGGUACUUAAAUAUACAUAUGGUAUAAAUGUGUUCAUGCCCUUUGUAGAUGGAAAACAUCCAGAGAACAAACGCAGGAAGACUGAUACAGGUGACCGCUGUGGCGAUAUUUUUCACAAACUGAUAGAAAAGGAGUUGAGAGUGACGCCAGGUGAAACACAAGUAAAAAAAUAUUAUACCUCUGCCCACAAGAAACAAGCUGUUAUGCGUUUUGACAUUUUUAUUUCUGAAGAGAAAACUCCUACAUACGUAGAUGACAAAGGAUGUACCAAAAUCGGAACAAUAGAAAUAGACUUUGAAGAUCCAGACGAUUUACCUGGACGUAGAGUAAGUCUUACAAUGUUACUUGGUGGUACAGAAAUCAUUGUAGAAUUAGAGGAUGAAAAGACUGGAAAAAAAGUAAUAAAUACAGCGGAGUUUUGGGCUGAAUGACAAAAUCAGUGACAAUUUGCAAAGAACUCAUGUAAUUUUUGAAUUACACAUAGUGGUCAAUAUGUUCAUAACAUAGUUAAAUUUUCUUCUACAUGUACACUUAUUAUAUAUUGAUAUUUCGAAUGUAUUGAUUCACCCUUUCACAGCUCGCAUUAGAUAGUCAAUCAAAAACCUAUCUGAAUAGCUUCAUACAUGCACUAGUAUUCAUGAUAAAUCGUUGCAUGGGUGAUCAAAAUCUUCUUUACUUAGUAUUAGUUUGCAAAGAAACAUUAGUACUUGCCUACUUUCCCAUGAAACUGAUUUUGUAAAACGUAGGUAGUAAGUUAUAACUGAAAGAAACAAAAUAUGACAUUUUAUUUGAAAUAUCUGAAUUGGGAAUUUUGUACGAAUAUGUAACAAAGAGAUAAAUAGAGAGAGAGGGAGAGAGAGAGAGAGAGAGAGAGAUAGAGAGAUUUGAAAUUUUAGUAUAGUGUGAUGAUUAAAGGGCUUGGAUAAUUUAAUUUGAAUGGAAUACUAACAUUAUUAAUUAGAACGAUACAUAUACAUUGUUUCAUAUAAUCUUAUGUGAAGGACUGAAUUAUGUAUAUUCCUUAGUUAUUUGCAUUGAUAUUUUAGGGUUUUUUUUUUUUAAAUUACCCAUUCUGUUGGCUUCAAAUGGAAGAUAACAACAUAUCACCAAACGUAUUCGAGACAAAUAAUAAACAUAUAUUUUCAAGAUUAUUUCUGGAAAAGUUAAUGUAAAAAAUAGCAUCAUUAGACAAUGAAUUGAUAAAAAUGCUUAUGUCAAAGGCGAGACCGAAGUUGGGGGAAUUUUGAAUGUAAAAAUCUGAACGAAUACUUUGCAAUACUUGUGGCAUUUGUUAUUAACAACAAUGCCAAGACAAAAACAUAGUUCUUCUAGCCCGACUGUCAUUAUCUUUUUUACCGCCGACACUAAAGAUUUUAUUGAAAACAAAAUAUUUCAGUAUAUAUUGACAAUGGGGGCCUCAGGCCAACGGUUAAAAUUUAUUGCUUACUUCGAAUCUUUAGCCUCCCCCACACCUCUCCUCCUCUGUGGGAUAGCGACCAUCUCAACUCAUCAUUUGAAGAAGUCAUUCAGAUGGCUUGUGGAGGGUCUGUGCAAGGUGCCCGUCCAUGCCUGAAAUAAUGCCCGGAGAGACACCUUGGAUCAUCCUACACUACUAAAGAAUUAAGUAUUUCUGUUAAGCAAUUGUUUGAACCUAAUUUUCUCUUUUCACAAUAAGUAUCGUUUUUUAAUGUCACCAUUUUGAUAACUUUUGUUUCAUUAUAAUUAUAAUAUUAAUGGUGAAACUUGUGGAGUUUUUAGUUGUAAUUUUACUCAAUUAAACUAUGUAAUGCCAAAAAGGCAUUUCCUUCAAUCUUUUUUCCCCGCUAUAUUAUCCGUAUUAUUCAGCAACAAUACAUUUGUGAUAUAAUAUAUUAUAUUUAGUUUCAGUAGUUUGGGCAGUCGGGCAAAGGACAUAAAACUUAUUAUUAUGAUAAAUUAAGGUGGUACGAUUUCAGUCUAACUAAAUAUUCUAAAAACUGUUACAAUUUACAUGUAAUUGUUUUUGUGAACAAGAUAACACAAAACAUAUCCUAGACAAACAAUAACGUUUUCUGAAAAAAAGAAAAAAAACAACACGAAAAAAAAAACAAAAAAACACACGAACAAAAACUCAAGCAUAUUUACAACAGACUGACUUGUUUCUGUUGUGUUACUAUAAUUACAAAAUGAAAAAUACAAGAAACGUUUCUUAUGAUUUCCUCUUUGAAAUUACCAUUUCUGUUAGAUGUAAGCAGCAAAGCUAUGAACCUAACAGCGAUGU